This is a messenger RNA of Orbicella faveolata, 1668 nucleotides long. RefSeq names its product laminin subunit alpha-2-like. Gene Ontology annotation, biological process: animal organ morphogenesis; tissue development. NCBI's taxonomy places the organism in Eukaryota, Metazoa, Cnidaria, Anthozoa, Scleractinia, Merulinidae. The record is from RefSeq and is a predicted model, not a curated record.
GAAGUUUCUGAUGUAAGUGACGCAGUGUCAGAAGCCGGAAGAGCUUAUGACGUAGAACAGUGCAGCUGUGGAACAGGUUAUACUGGUUUAUCCUGUGAGCGUUGUGCAAGUGGUUAUCACAGAGUGAAUGUGUCAAGUGACAUGUAUCUUGGCAAGUGUGAGCCAUGUAACUGUAAUGGUCACACUCGGGACUGUGACUCUGCUACAGGACAAUGCUUGAAUUGUGCUCACAACACUACUGGCUUUCACUGCGAGAUCUGUUUGGAUGGUUUCUAUGGUAACGCCACUGACGGAACACCUGGUGACUGCAAGAAAUGUCCAUGUGAAAGUCCACGAACCACAACUGCACUGUGUAAAGCUGGUGCUGAUGGUCAGCCAAGAUGUCUUAACUGCUCUGAGGGAUACGAGGGAGACAUUUGUGGAAGUUGUGAGUUAGGGUUCUUUGGUGAACCUCUGACUCCAGGAGGAAACUGCUCCAGAUGUCGUUGUAACAACAACUCAGAUGUCUGCAACAGAACAACAGGAGAAUGUAUCAACUGUCAGCAUAACACAACUGGUUUUUACUGUGAACGCUGUGAGAAUGGAACAUGGGGGAAUGCUACUGAACAACAAUGUCAAGCUUGUGUCUGUGAUGGAAUCGGUGCACAUCACAAUGUGUGUAAUCACGUGACUGGACAGUGUGCUUGCAAGCCCCACGUGACAGGACUGAAUUGUUCCAGAUGUGAGCCUUACAGCUAUAACUUCACUUCAAGUGGCUGUACGCCUUGUGAAUGUAACAGAUUUGGAUCAGGUUCUCUUCAGUGUAAUGAGUCGGGCAUCUGUGAGUGCAAGAACCACACUCUUGGCGAGAAGUGUGACUUGUGUCAGUGGGGAUUCUUUGGUCUUCCUAAUGCCACCUGUCAAGCGUGUAACUGCAAUGAGACUGGCUCAAACAAUUUUACACGAUGUGACCGUGCGUCUGGACAGUGUGACUGCAAGCCUGGCGUGACCAGUAGAACGUGUGACCGUUGCAUGUUACAGCACACUAACUUCUCAGGGAAUGGCUGUGAUCCAUGCCCACUUUGUACCAGGCUUGGUUUACAAGCCCAGUUGAAUACAACACUGACGACGUUGAACGAUGCCCAAGAAACUGCUGAUACGGUUUCCAACCUUGAAGAGUUAUGGCCAGAGUUGAUUAAUGUGGAGGGCCUUAUCACUGAAGCACAGGCAUCCUCGGCAGAAUUUGACACGCUAGUGAAAGGACUUCAGGCGAACAUUACCCAGCUAAAGGAGAAUACUCCAAACGAGACUGUUAGUGAACUGCAAGUGUUGUUGUCGGACACAUCACAACAGGGUGAGAAUUUGACAGCGCUUGUUUCUCGUGAGCUGAGCCGCAUUGAAGAUCUAAAUAGAAACACUCAGUCUUCAAAGGAUAAUGUAACAGCAUUAAAUGCUACAGUUGCUGACAUAUUGAGUCAACUGACGACACUACGGAGUGACGCCGACAACGUGUUAGCUGGUAUUAAUGGAAUCCUGAGCAGGACGUAUGACAGCGAAAUGCAGGCAGUUAACGAGGAGGUACAGAAUGUACAGGCGGCUUCUUCCUUGGCCAUGUCGGCACAGUACAAUGUUACAUCUCACAAGAACACCUCAGUAGACCUCAACAGGACUGCACUGGGAGCAGAAGAA